This is a messenger RNA of Neospora caninum, 6678 nucleotides long. RefSeq lists its product as hypothetical. The transcript is spliced from 2 exons. NCBI's taxonomy places the organism in Eukaryota, Apicomplexa, Conoidasida, Eucoccidiorida, Sarcocystidae. The record is from RefSeq and is a predicted model, not a curated record. Bases 1 to 6678 code for a protein of 2225 amino acids.
AUGCUUUGCAUCCGGUUUCGCCACAGCCUUUGUUUCGACUCUUUGUUCCCGUCAAAAGCAUCCCUUUCCACCGUGCCACGUUCACGAACUCGUCUGGAGUCCGUGCAACAGGCCUUGCUCUCCGUGUUGACUCCACAGCAGUGGCCGAGAAACGCCGACAAGCGCGCUGCGUCUUGCCUCCUUUACCCCAAUCUUGCGACUCGUCAGCAGUUCGCUCGCCAGCCUCUUUCAAAGCAAGCCGGUCCCUCCCUCUCACUUCAUCUGGAAGCCCACCGGCGGCCUUGUCCUCCACGGCAGCACGCAUCUCUUUCUUCUUCGCUCCGUAACUGUCUCUUCCUGUCUCCUGUGGUGGAUCGCGGCGAGUCGCGCCGGGUGUUCACGCUGUCCUCUCUCACGCAGCGACGGGCGUUCUCGUCGCGCAGACCGAAGGUGGUGAAGCACAUCACCUAUCGGGCACUGCGUCGAGCCAUCAAUGCAUUUAAACUGCAGCAGCUGCGCGAAAAUCCGCGGGACGUGGCGUCAGCUUUCGUCAUUCCUUCGUCGGCCCGUGCUCUUGAGAUGGGACGCGGUGGGGACUCGCUUUCGCGUGAUGUCGCGCGUGCGCCAGGCCCUGGAGCGCUCCCGCUGCGUCCGCCGACCUCCACCGACCUGCGCUCCACGUACACCAACCCCUUUCAGUAUUCCGCUUCUCUCGUCCCUGCGCCUCUUCCGUCACCUCCUCCCAUUCUCUUUCACCGCGCUGUGACGCUUCCGGCGUGUCCGGAAAAGGACCCGCAGAUCCGCGCGAGGCGCCUGCCUCUCGGGAACGUGAAGAAACUGAAGAGUUUCGAGCUCACCGCUGCGCUGUGUACUUACGCUCAGGUGUUUGUACACCACGGCGCGCUGUGGGCAGCCCUCGUCAAGGAAUGCGACUGUCGCAGCGAGCAGUUCAGUCCUUCCGAGGCCUGCUGGAUUCUGCAUGCGUUCGCCAAGGCCAAGGAGAGACGCGAGAAAACCGCCAAGGAGCGAGGCGCGCUCGCGCCCGCGUCUGCUUCGCUCGCCUUUCCCGAUCGCCAGUGGCUGCCCGCGACGCGGCGAGCUUUCAGCCGCCUCGCGUCCAACGUGGCAUGCAACUUUCGGCUCCUCUCCCUGCCUGACGCCGCGCGCGUCCUGCACGCGACCAGCGUCCUGGAAUUGCCGGACUCGCGGCUCUUUCGGCUGCUCGCGCCUCUUCUCCCCGAGCUCCUGAAGGAGUUUGUGGAGCAACCGAAGACCGUCGCUUCUCCCCAGCGGCUCCACUACGUCCUCCAACUCCUCGUGUGUGCUUUGGCGCGAGAGGGCAUGCAGCCCCCGGACGUCCUGAGCUAUGCGGGAGAUGUGUAUGCUUUCCACAUCGAUCGCUGGGUUCAAGAGCAACUGAAGAGCCGGCUCCGGCUUGGGAAGAAACAGAGAGGAACCGGGGUCGCCAGAGUCGCUCAGGAAGGCCAAGAGAGAGAGGCGAAAGCGAGAGCAUCUGGAGCCAUGAGCCUCGCGGACGGGAAGGAGAAAGGCCCCGUCAUUUUCCGCCUGGCCGACAUCGGAGACAACGCGUUUCAGACUGGCCAGAACGCAUCGAGAUCCUCGCCUGAGGAUGUGGAUGCUCUUCUCCCCCUGCCUCACCGUCUCGCUGCAAUUCUACACGCCUUCAGCCUUCUCCAGUAUCGUCACGAGCGUUUAGUAGCUUCCACCCUUCGCCUCUUUCAGUUGUCGCUUUCUUCUCCAGGUUCGCAAACAAAAGCGGGGACGCACAGGCUUCAGCUGGGACCGCCAGAGAGAACGCGACAUGCGGCGACUCUGGUGUCCCACGGAGUGGCCGCGAGCGGCAUGCAAGGACGAAGAAACGAAGAUAGCUGUGGCGAUGUCUCUCGGGUGGGUUUGACUCACGACGAUGCAUCGCGCACUUUGCGUUUGAAGAAGAGUAAGGAAAGCAGAUUUCAUGUCUGUGGAUUUCCUGAGGACGGCAUGCGCUCUGAAGCUACUGUCGCAAGUGCACCUCCAUCCUACGGCGCCGGAAGCAGUGCCAUCAACCGGCCUUCCUCGUCGCUGAUUUCUUCGUCUCCCUCCUCGUCGCCUUCGUCUCCUGCCUUUCCUGUGUCCUUCUCUGCAUCAGCCGCUCUUCUGCCUCCCUCUAGCGCUUCUCCCGCUGCAGUGUAUGUACACCCGAGCCCUCCCACGCUGGUGCCUCACAUCGCCAACUCGGUUCCGUUGCCGGCUGCAGAUUCCAGAAAGGCACCGGCAUCUUCGUCCUCUCUUGCAUCGCGCCACAGGGGCGGCCUUCCCUGGACUGGGGAAGUCUCCGUUGCGCGGGUACUUCUUCUGUCGCCGCACACCCUCAUGCGUCGCGGGCGAGGCGCCGGGAGAACCUCGUCUUCUGUCUCGGCGUCUGCGGUGUCUACCCAGCUCGGCCGCUUCGGCUUCUCGAGGGGCAAGUGGAAAGCGUCUCAAGCGGAGCGGGAGGCGCGCCGCUUUUCCACGCAACGCCGGAAACGCGUGGACUGGCGCAGGAUGCUACACAUGACCCUCGCUAGCCACAUUCCACCGGGGCGGCGGUCUCCGUUUUUGACAAGAGCUGUCGAACGAAACAGGCAGAGAGCAGCGUUGCUCGAGCGCCAUAUCGCGGCAAGAAGGUCGGAAACCGCUGCCAUCGCGUUUCGACCGAAACAGAAACCAUGGACGGCUUCCCAACUCGGGACAGUGCUCACGGCUCUAGACGCCGUAGGCGUGAAGAGCAGGUGCCUGCUGGACCUGUGGAAGAAGGCGGUGUAUGUACACCUCCACACCCUGUCUUUCCACGAGACCGUCGAGGCGCUGGACACAGCCAGUCGUGUCGGAUGGUACAGCCGGGCUUUCGGACAACGCGCGUUCGCGAGACUCGCGUGGUUUCUGAAUCCUGAAAAAGGAAAAAUUCGAUGCGUGAGCGACACGAUCCAAGCAGGCGAGCUUCUCGGCGAGUGGCCCAAAGGCUACAAAGAAAUGGAAGAAGCCGUGCGGUUUGUCAAGCGGAGAAUGACGAGACUAGCCAGAGAAUGGCUGCUGGAUGACGCAGGGGAAAGUGCACUCAGAGCUGGUCCGUCUCAGGGAUCCCCACCUCCGCCUGUCGCUCGGAGCAGCGUCCCGCCGCCUCAGCGUCUCCCUCUUCAGUCGGUUGCAGGAAUUUUCCCGUGGAGACCCAUCGAGGCUCUGUCUCGCGAAACCGUUGCGCCUUCUCUGUUUCCUUCCAUCUUGCGACUCACUGUGUCCCUGUUCCCCUUCGCUCCCCCAAUUCCCCUCGAAAUGCUUCUCCCACGAGUUCGCCAGUGUGCGCUCGGUGGCGACAUCUCUCUCAGAGCCCUCCACGAAAUGAUCAAAGAUCUGAACGCGCUGCGCCAGUUUCGAGCUCUUCGUGCUUCUAAGAGGGUUCGAGGCAACUUCUGCGCUUCGUCGGCGCGCGGCCAGCCCCAAUUGCGUCUUUCUUCUUCUGUCUCUCUCCGCCCUUCUUCCGCGCUCUCGGUUUCGCCUUCGUCGCACGAUGCGGCGCCGAAAGGCCUCCAUUCCGCCGGCAUGAGUUGUUUUCCACAAGAGGAAGGCAAGCCCCACCCUGCGAACCACGGCCACGAAGGCGAAGGCCUGGAAAAUGAAUUAGGGAGAUUAACCCGCACCUCAGAGCCUUUGACAAGUGGAAGGGACCAACCGCCAGCUCCAGAGCGGUUUGCGGAGCACAAAACCGCCCCGAGAACAACGAGAACUCUUUUACCGUCAGAGGCCAGCGAUCACUCUCGGUUCUGGUCUUCUUCGGGAGAGCCCACUGCGCGUUUGGAAGACGAAGAGGCAAUGGGAGAGACGCAGGAAGACUCGAAGGGCUGUUCGAAGCGAAGGAGCCAGGCGAGUCAGCGGACAGUGGAAGAGCUGCUCGACAGGACGGAAGCGACGCUAUGGCAUGUCGCUGACCAGAGAGUCCGUCGAGCUCUCGCCUGUGUUCAUGCAGAGGCAACGCAACACGGAGAACGGGAGUCAGAUAAAUCUCCUGGACCUGUGUUCUCUCCCGUGUUUCAGUCGAAACUGUCCGGGGUACAGAGGUCUCAGGGGCGUUCGCAGGUGAGAGAGGUCGGCGUCACUCUGGAAGCUCUUGCGAUGCACGGCACGUUUCUCUGCAGCUUCUCCAAAUCAACUCGGGAGGCUGUUGCCGGAUCGCGAUCUCAGCGUUCGGACUCAGAAAGGAAGGGAGAGGCAACCUGCUCAUCCGCCUCGACCUGUCGAGGCCUCGGCUCCUCUGGCGUUGUCGCGGAGACUGCAUCUGGGUGGCUGCAUGCUUCGGGCUCUCCCCCGGCCGCAGAGCAGCGAGACCCCGCGCCUGGCGAGGGCAGGGGAGGUGUACAGAGGAGCCGCGUUUUUGUUGUGAGAGGCGAAACAGAAGAGAGCACAAAAAGCGUGGACGUGCUAAAUGCGGUUCGCGGGAGUCUUCGGAGGUCUCCAACUGCUCGCGAGAGGCAGAGAAGCGAAGCAGGGACGGCGCUUCAGCAGGGAGGAGAUGGAAGCGAAGACGGCGAGAACGGGUGGAUCUUCCAGAGUGUCGGAGAGGCCAUGGCAGUUCUCGCACUCGAGGUUGCACCCUACAUUGCGAGUCUUUUGAGGCCGGAGCCGUGCAGCCAAAGGCGUCGGCGCGUCUUUUCUGACAUGUUGAAAGGGGCGGGUCCGGCGUUGUAUGAAUUUGGAGCCUGCGAAGGCGAGCGCGCAGGGAACACUCGCGAUUUGGAGAGAUCUGUACACUCUCGAGAGACGACCCCGCUCGCCUGCCUCCCUCGACCUUCACCUGCGUCUCCCGCUUCGAGCACUGAGAAUUCUUUGGAGACCGGCAGAGGGCUGCAUCGGCCUGCAGGUGCCUUGGAGGCCAGCGGUCGAGACGAGGCGCCGUCUGAGGAAACCUGUGACUGGAGCGGACUAGCCGAGGUCCGGGUCUCUGGCGUUCGCGGGGAGUGGGAGCCAGCGGCUGACAUUCUCGGCAAACUUGUCCACUUUUUCUCGAGUUUCUCGCAGCUAGCGACGGAGACCGAAGUGCGCCAAAGCCUGCAAAUAGUCUUGGGAUUCCUCCGCCACCCGAUCUGGUUGAGGCGACUCGACGCCCACCUGUCGGCUGCGCUCCAGAAGGUCUUGGAGCCCCCUGCAUGCGCGGGGCGCACGCUUGGCCAGCGGCAGGUUUCCGCGACUCGCUCAGAGUGGGAACUCGAUGUCCUGGAGCAGAUGACUGCGAUUGGAGCGGCGCUCCUGAGGCAGCAGCCACGCUGCGUGGCUUCGCUUCGCGCCGACGAUCUCCUCCUCCUUUUUGGGGACUUACGAAGCACCGCCAGACAGAUUCGAAGUGUCUUCCAACACGCUGCAGAUUCGAGUUACCGUGCCGGUGAGAUGCUGGAGAGGAACAAAAAUGACUCGGCUGAUCGGGGCGUGGACACCACAUGCAACCUGGCAAAGGACAGCAUUCAGAUGAUUGAUAUGCGUUUUGGAAGUACACUUCAGUUCCUUCAGCUGGCAGAGAACGUCUUGCUCCAAAGUGUGUGCACCCGCCUCAGGGACGUACCCAGUCUGAUUCAGGCUGCAACCCCCGUUACCGCGCUGUACGCGACCCUGGAGAUUAGCCGCUCCUGGACAGGAAAUAGGAAAGUCGAAAGGGGGAGAGGACGGGCAGUUGGAGAGUGCCAGAGAGACGGGAAAGACAGAAAGAUGGUUGCCGAGCCCUUCGCCGAGACAAAGCCACACGCUCGGGGAGCCGCGAACUUCGACGAGUACGGUGUACAGACAGCUGAUGAGGACACAGUCGAGCCGCCCAGCGAGGCGAACGGGAGGCGCCAAGUCCUCCAAGAGCUGGGGGCCCUGAAGGAAAAAGCAGAGUCUUCUGCUGAGCACUGCACUGCCGUUUCCUCCGAAGAAAGGCGGGUCUCAGAUCUCCAGACCCUACGUUACAACCCGAAGUUUACGCGGCGGUUGGAACAGCUGAGUUUGCUAAGCGCCACGUAUCCUCAGGCCUUGAGUGACGUGUGGCGUUCCUGCGAGGAAGUCGUUCCCUCUGGAGUUGAAACGAACCCCGGCUGCACGCACCACGCGACUUGGCCUGUUAGCCAGAGCAUUUCUGGUUUUCUCACGUCCAGCAACGGCGGCGCGUUCCACAGACAGGGUGGAAUCGCGAGUCGCGCUACAGUCGAACGCGAAGCAGACAACGCGUCCUCCCCGAUCACGCACAAAGCGUGCACGAGGCUCUUAAAUGAACACGGCCAAAGCUCUUGCGCGCAGCUGGUUAACGCCGUAGUCAGCGCGACACUCGAGAGUGAAGGAGGGAAACCCUGCUGGCAGCUCGGUGACGGAGAGGAGUGUCGAGCGUUUCUUCGAAAGUGGAGGGAUGGGAAAUAUGCAGAGCUCCAGAGGGAACAAAAACGUGCUGUUGCAAGGUCUAGACACUGGCUAGUGAUCAUGCAACGCGUCAGGGCGUCACGAGAGUAUGAGAGCCACACGGUUGAGGACGUCGGAGAAACGUCGGACCAGCGAAGGGAAAGAGCACCAAUUAAAGAAGAAAAGCAGUUUCAAUCUGACAGGGAUGAACUGGAUAAAUAUUUAACACGUCUAUUCGUGCUCUGCAUGCUGAAGCAGGAUGCUUCAGUGGCUCUAAUUCUGGACGGACUUCGUGUUCCAUGA